Messenger RNA from Venturia canescens, 2700 nucleotides. Its product is annotated as retinol-binding protein pinta-like. Bases 572 to 1498 code for a protein of 308 amino acids. The record is from RefSeq and is a predicted model, not a curated record. Gene Ontology annotation, molecular function: phosphatidylinositol bisphosphate binding. The transcript has 7 exons. NCBI's taxonomy places the organism in Eukaryota, Metazoa, Arthropoda, Insecta, Hymenoptera, Ichneumonidae. Gene Ontology annotation, cellular component: membrane.
UGAAGAACAUUAUCACCAAAUUUCAUCAACUUCUUAUCAUUUUGACGAAUGUAGCCAUCCUCCUUAAGAAAAAAUCGUACUCGAAUGCUAGAUCGGACGUUCGAGAUAACUUUGCAAAGUUGAUUUAAUGAAUUCGAUGUAAUCCGCGUACUCAGCAACACCAGAUCGACUUUGCUGAAAGUUAUUUCAAUCACGAACGAUCUUUAUCUAUUCGCUCGAGUCUGAAUCCCCGGAGAAUAAAAACGACAUUUUUUUGUUGAAUCUUCGGUAUUAUCGGUUUGAGAUCGAUGCAAUUAUCUUGAUCGUGGAUAAUUUUCACCUAACAAUUGAGCCGGGAAAAAUAGUUGGUUUCCUAACCUUUGAAAAACCGGAAUUUUUACGUUGAAAUCGACCCUUUUUUUACACGAAAUUUGUGCACAAUAUCGAUGAAUUUUUCAAUUUGAGCGACCAAACUAGUGCUCGGGCACUUCGACCAGACUCGUUUUUUAAAGGUUAACCGUGCGAAAAAGCUUGGGCACUUCACUAUAACCCGGGCAAUUUCGGCCUGAGCAACGUUGAGAUACGAGGAACGAUGAGUCUCCGUCCGUUGACUCCGGAUCUGGUGAGCCUGGCUGCUCGGGAGCUGAACGAAAAUGACGAUCAGCUGAAAGAGGCUAUUCGGUACAUCGACGAGUGGCUGAGUAAAACGCCUCACAUCGUAGCGCGAACGGAGCCUCAAUGGCUCGCAAGUUUUUUGCGCGGUUGCAAGUACAGUUUGGAGAGAACGAAAGAAAAGUUGGACGCUUAUUACACGAUAAGAACACAUUUGCCGGAAAUAUUCACGAAUCGAGAUCCGAAGAAAGGAAAGAUCAAGGAAAUACUGAGUUCAGGUACUUACCUGCCGUUGCCACUAACCGCAAGCUCGUCGAGUCCCCGAGUGAUUCUAGUACGUGGAGCGAUAUGGGAUCCGAAGAAAUAUACUUUCCUGGACGUGCUGGUGGUCUUCUUUAUGAUAAUGGAUGUCCUGUUGCUCGAGGACGAUCGGUUGAAUGUAGCAGGCCAGGACAUCGUGCUAGACCUCACCGGAAGUCGUCUUGAGCAUGCCAGUCAAUUCACUCCUUCCGUCAUCAAGAAAGCUGUUACUUGUUUUCAGAAUGCUUACCCCAUGAAAACGAAGAGCUUGCACUUCAUCAACGCGCCACCAACGUUCGACGCUAUAUUCGUAAUAUUCAAGACAUUCAUGUCCGAAAAGUUGAGACGGAGGAUCAUGGUCCACAACAAUCCCAACGACUUGUAUAAAUACAUACCGAAGAGCGUUUUACCUUCGGAUUACGGUGGUGAAGGACCUUCGAUCGAGGCCAUGACGAAGGACUGGAAAAAUAAGGUGACGGAUAGACGAGAGUGGUUCCUCGAGGACGAGAAAUAUCGCGUUAACGAGUCCAUGAGACCUGGCAAACCGAUUUCCGGAAUGGAUCUCUUUGGAGUCGACGGUAGCUUCAAACAACUCAGCUUCGAUUAACACUCAUCCGCAUCCAUCCAUCGCGAUUCUUUUUUUGUAUUUCCACCCGUUUUUCAUUGGAAAAAAAAUCGGUCUCGAAACAUCGCUUUGGUAGCACUAUUGAUUUACAAAUUUAAUUCUCAUAUUUGAAUGAUCGUUGGAAUAAAAUUAUGCGAAAUUCCGAUAUACUUUUACAACUUACGGUUUUGCUAGUGCGUUGCACAUUUCUGACGAUUAUUUUCAUUUAUUAUUGUAGCCCGGAAUCCAUGAUUCUUACUUGCUUGUACGAACGAAAGAAAUUUUAAUGCACAGGUUCCUUCUAAACCGUCAAAUUUUUAAAUCAUCCACGAACGAAACAAAUUGUUUGACCGCUGUAAUUAAACGAAGUUAUUUCUGUUUCAUUUUAACUUUCGCUUUUUUAUAUUAUUGCGAAAAGAUGAAAUGAAAAGAAAAAAACAGUCGUUGAGGUUCAAUAAGAAAGAAAGCAGCAUAUUUUUCAAUUACUGCUAUCGAAUGAUUGAUAUUUUGAUGUCUCGGGGUCGUUUUUUUGUUUUUACUUUUUUCCUUUUUUACAAUGUUUACAAUACUUUUGUUAAAAAGCAUGCCAAAUUAUUUUUGAGCAUUAUCAUCGAUGAAAAAUGAUACCGCGAUUAAUUUUAGGGAGGAGGAAGGUAAGAAUUUUCUUUUUAAAUUCGAAAAAACCCACGAAAGGGAAAGUAGAAAAAUCAAAAUAAAAAAUAAGGAAGAUGUUCCACACUCAUCCAACGAUACCGCACACACAUUAAGUGUUCCGAACCCACCCGACGAUUUCGCCCACACAUAGAAAGACGUUCCAGACCCACCCAAUCACUUCUACGCGUUAAAGAUAAGGGGUUGUACGAGUUUGGAACAAUGAAUACUGAAAGAAUGAAUGAUUACAGUAGCUAAGAAAUUGAAAUUUCGCUUAUAAAAACAAAAUUGUGUUCUUUUUACUUUCCCCACUCUUAAAAUUAAUCGUAAUAUAAUUUUUGAUCAAUAUUACACGUCGCCAAAAAUUUUGGGACUAUUUUUUAUUGAUGCCAAUAGCGAAGGAACGUAAAUUUAAUCUGGAUUUUUUCAAAAUUCUUUUUUUAGUUUAUGUACAUUUCCUCUCUCUAAAAUGAACCCGCACGUCGAUUUUUAUUGAUAAUAAUGCUGAAAAAAAAUGUUACGAGCAUUUUCAGUAAAAAUAAGCAUCGCAAAUA